Pelagomonas calceolata is the source of this 1652-nucleotide messenger RNA. Lineage: Eukaryota; Pelagophyceae; Pelagomonadales; Pelagomonadaceae. The record is from the annotation of a GenBank genome assembly.
CGAGCAGGUUGUAGUUGCUGCCAAACAGAGCGAGCACGACAGUAAAAGGUAAACAGCACACGGAGUACAUCCUCGCUGAUGACGAUGAGGCGCUGCCUGACGCUGCUGGCCCUCGCGGGGUGCCGCGCCUUCCUCCCUCGCCCACCACUGAUAACGAGGCUGCGGCCCCUCCGUGAAAGUGCUGGAGACGACUUCCUCGAAAGCCUGUUCGAGGAGGCCGACCAGCGCGUGGUCGAUGACACGCCCGACCGGCCGCCGCGCAAUUACGAUGCAGCUCCGUACGCGGAGCACGACUACGAGCGCGCGCAGGACGACGACGGUAGUAGUGUAGACGUCGCCGCCGUCGACGCGUUGUUGGCGGAACGCGUGCAGAUGAAAAGACGUAGGCUGUUCGACGAAGCGGACGCGAUUCGAGACGAACUCCAGAGAGUGCAUGGUGUCUCAGUAUGGGAUCGGGAAAGAGUGUGGAGAACGGGCCGCGGCGGCGGUCGAAACCAGAGGCAGCGCGGCCCUCCUAGAAGCUUACCGGCGUGCGGCCACGAUUACGAAUGCGGCAACUCCGAUUCAUCCCAAUCGGGGAUGGGUGUGGACGAGAUCGACGCUAUUUUGGCCGAGAGACUACAAUGUAAGUUCCGGCGGGACUUCCAGCGGGCCGACGCGCUGCAGGAGGAGCUUUUUAGUAUGGGCGUCCGCGUCCACGACGGCCUGAAGUUGUGGCGCGACGAUGGAGGCGGAUUUGGCGACGAAAUGGGCCGGAACGCGAAAGCAGGCCGACAGAGAAACUCGAGACAAGAUCGCGCGACGUACACGAUGGAUCCCGACAGUGACGACGUCGAUGACGACGAAAAAAUAGAAAUCGAGAAGUUAGUGGCGCAACGACUCGAAGCGAAAUUUGAGAGAGACUACGCGACGGCGGAUCAAAUCCGGGAGCAGCUGCAGAAUGAGUAUGACGUCAAAGUGGACGACCGGAAACGGAAGUGGAUGGUCGGCGAUCGGCCGUUCCGCGGCGCGCCGGACCUGAACGCUCCUUAUACGAGGAGAGGUGGUGGUGAUGUCGAGGAUGUCGCGAAGGUCGAGGAGUUGGUGGAAGAAAGAGCAGAUGCUAAAGCUCGGCGCGACUAUGCCGCGGCCGACGCGAUCCGGGACCAGCUCAACGCGAUGGGGAUAUCUGUGGAUGAUCGCUCAAGGGAGUGGCGCGUGGCGGACGCGCCCUACGCUCGCGCGCGCGGCGACAGUGCGUCUGUUGAUGUCGCGACUGUUGAGGCGCUCGUGGCUGAAAGAUCAAGCGCUAAAAUAGCAGGGGAGUACGACACGGCGGACGCGAUCCGCGACCGGUUACGCACCGAGUUUGGGGUUUCUGUUGACGAUAGGGUGAAGGAGUGGGUCGUGGACGGAAGGCCGGCGGCCGCGCCGGCGGCGCCGGCGCCCGUCGUGGACGACGAGCCCUUCGUCGUCGUGGACGCGCCUGCCGCAGAAGAGCCCGCCGCGGCCGCCGAGGAGGCACCAGCCGGCGGGCAGAGCGAGGAGGAGCUCAGCGCCCUCACGGUACCGGCGCUCAAGGACCUCUGCCGCGCGGCGGGCUUGAAAGUUGGCGGGAAGAAGGCGGAGCUGGUCGAGCGCAUUCUGCGGGGGAGUAAUUAGAUUGAUUCGGA